AUGACUACCGUCCGCAUUUGCGUCUGCGGAGACGAGGGAACUGGCAAAUCCAGCCUCAUUGCCUCCCUCGUCAAGGACGUCUUUGUGAGCAACAAGAUCCAGUCCGUCCUUCCUCAGAUCACGAUCCCGCCGAGCAUAACCACGCCCGAAAAUGUCACCACCACCAUUGUCGACACCUCGGCCCGACCGCAAGAUCGCACCGUGCUGCGCAAGGAGAUCCGCAAGUGCAACGUCAUCCUGCUAGUAUACAGCGACCACUACAGCUUUGAACGAGUGGCAUUAUUCUGGAUGCCCUACUUUCGCUCGCUUGGCGUCAACGUGCCUGUGGUGGUGUGCGCCAACAAGUCAGAUCUGGUCCGCGACAGCAGCACUCCACAGGUUGUAGAGGAGGAGAUGCUCCCAGUCAUGACCGAAUUCCGCGAGAUCGACUCGUGCAUUCGUGCCAGCGCCAGGGAACACAGUAAUGUAAAUGAGACCUUCUUCCUAUGCCAGAAGGCCGUCACGCAUCCUAUUGCACCGCUUUACGACCAUAAGGAAGGAGACCUGAAGCCAGCCUGCGUGUCCGCACUGAGAAGGAUAUUCUAUCUGUGUGACAAGGACCAGGACGGCUAUCUGAACGACGACGAAAUGCACAAAUUCCAGGUCAAGUGCUUCAACAGGCCACUUGCGCCGGAGGAUCUAGAUAACAUCAAGUUAUCUCUGUCCAAGUCGAUUCCGAGAUACAGCACCGAAAAUGGCAUAGAUAUGAGAGGGUUCUUGCAGCUCAACAAGUUUUAUGCUGAGAAGGGCAGGCAUGAGACUAUUUGGGUGAUUCUGCGAAAGUACCACUACACGGACAGUCUGAGCUUGGAGGACAGCUUUAUUCAUCCCAAGUUUGAGGUGCCAGAGUAUGCGUCAGCAGAACUCAGUCCAGCUGGCUAUCGUUUCUUCGUCGACCUCUUCCUGCUAUUUGACAAGGACAACGAUGGCGGACUCAACGACCAUGAGCUCAAUGCUCUAUUUGCUCCAACCCCGGGCUUGCCGCAAUCCUGGAUCGAGUCGUCUUUCCCCUCUUCAACAGUCCGCAACGAGGCUGGACACGUCACAUUGCAAGGAUGGCUCGCUCAGUGGAGCAUGACGACCUUCCAAGAACCCAAAACUACCAUCGAGUACCUGGCAUACCUUGGAUUUGAGCCGUUUGGCGCCAGAGAUACUUUGACUUCGGCUCUCAAGGUUACAAAGGCGCGCAAGAGGAGAAAUCGACCCGGUCGAGUCGAACGAAACGUGGUGCUAUGUUACGUCCUUGGAGCUGCCAGUGCUGGCAAAUCUUCUUUGCUUGACUCCUUUUUGAACAGACCUUUCGACAGCUUGUACCAUCCGACAAUCAAGCCACGAAGGGCAGUGAACAGUGUCGAGCUUCCAGGUGGAAAGCAGUGCUACCUCAUUCUCGAGGAGCUUGGCGAGCUUGAGCCGGCCAUUUUGGAAAACCAGGCCAAGCUUGACGCAUGCGACCUAAUCUGCUAUGCCUAUGACUCGUCGGAUCCAGAUUCCUUUUCGCAUAUUGUCGAUCUUCGGCAACGAUUCCCGCAGCUAGAUGAGCUCCCGGCCAUUUACACUGCACUGAAAGCCGACAGAGACAAGGCAACACAGCGCAGCGAGCUCCAGCCGGACCAAUACACGUCGAGCUUCAUGAUGAGUUCGCCAUUACACGUCAGCGUUACUUGGAACAGUAUCAGUGAAUUCUUCGUGGCGCUUGCUGAGGCUGCUACGAACCCUAGCACUGGAUUUCCCAAGAACGAAGAGCCACCACCCGACAGAUCAAGUUACUACAUUGCUGGUGGAGCCGUCUUGUGUGCCGGCGUGGCGGCGUUCAUGAUUUGGCGUCGAUCCACGAAUGCUGCUUAG
Messenger RNA from Pestalotiopsis fici W106-1, 1884 nucleotides. Its product is annotated as Mitochondrial Rho GTPase 1. The transcript is spliced from 2 exons. The coding region runs from base 1 to 1884 and encodes 627 amino acids. Gene Ontology annotation, molecular function: calcium ion binding; GTPase activity; GTP binding. The record is from RefSeq and is a predicted model, not a curated record. Lineage: Eukaryota; Fungi; Ascomycota; Sordariomycetes; Amphisphaeriales; Sporocadaceae. Gene Ontology annotation, cellular component: mitochondrial outer membrane. Gene Ontology annotation, biological process: mitochondrion organization; regulation of mitochondrion organization; small GTPase-mediated signal transduction.